Messenger RNA from Wickerhamiella sorbophila, 1443 nucleotides. RefSeq names its product Serine hydroxymethyltransferase, mitochondrial. The record is from RefSeq and is a predicted model, not a curated record. The coding region runs from base 1 to 1443 and encodes 480 amino acids. Gene Ontology annotation, biological process: tetrahydrofolate interconversion; L-serine catabolic process; folic acid metabolic process. The transcript has a single exon. Gene Ontology annotation, cellular component: cytoplasm. NCBI's taxonomy places the organism in Eukaryota, Fungi, Ascomycota, Dipodascomycetes, Dipodascales, Trichomonascaceae. Gene Ontology annotation, molecular function: glycine hydroxymethyltransferase activity; pyridoxal phosphate binding; cobalt ion binding.
AUGUUGCGGCUUAAUCGAAUCAAUGUCUUGAGCAAAGUCCGUGGCGUUUCCACCCGCGCAAUGCUCGGCAAGCCUGUCAAAGAAGUCGACGCUGAAGUCGCUGCAAUUGUUGGCCGCGAGAAGCAGCGCCAGAAAGAGUCAAUCACCCUGAUUCCCAGCGAGAAUUUCACCUCCAAAGCCGUCAUGGACGUUCUUGGCUCGGAGAUGCAAAACAAGUACUCCGAGGGUUACCCCGGUGCCCGUUACUACGGCGGUAACGAGUUUAUUGACCAGGGCGAGAAGUUGUGCCAGGAACGUGCUUUGGCUGCCUUUGGCCUGGACCCUGCUCAAUGGGGCGUCAACGUGCAGGCUUUGUCUGGAGCACCUGCCAACCUCUACGCCUACUCGGCUAUUAUGGAGGUUGGCGACCGCCUGAUGGGCUUGGACCUUCCUCACGGAGGCCACCUUUCGCACGGCUAUCAGACUCCUUCUAAGAAAAUCUCGUUCAUCUCAAAAUACUUCCAGACAAUGCCCUAUCGUCUCAAUGAGGAGACUGGCGAGAUUGACUACGACGAGCUUGAGCGCACGGCCAAGCUGUUCCGCCCUAAGAUCUUGAUUGCUGGUGCAAGUGCCUACGCCCGCAUCAUCGACUAUAAGCGGAUGCGUGAGAUCGCCGACAGUGUCGGUGCCUACUUGCUGAGCGAUAUGGCGCACAUUGCUGGUCUUGUUGCUGCUGGUGUCACUGCGAGCCCCUUUGAGCACAGCGACAUUGUCACAACCACCUCUCACAAGUCCCUGCGUGGUCCCCGUGGAUCCUUGAUCUUCUUCCGCAAGGGUGUCCGCAGCACCGACAAGAAGGGCCGCGAGAUCAUGUACGACCUCGAGAACCGUAUCAACUUCUCGGUGUUCCCCGGCCACCAGGGAGGACCCCACAACCACACUAUCACAGCCUUGGCAGUCGCCCUUGGCCAGGCCGCCACUCCUGCGUUCAAGGAGUACCAGCAGAAGGUUCUUGACAACGCCCAGGCCUUUGCUAACGCACUCAAGUCCAAGGGCUACAAGCUUGUCUCUGACGGCACAGACAACCACCUCAUCCUAAUUGACCUCAAGCCUAACAAGAUCGACGGUGCUCGGGCCGAGAUUGUGUUGGAGCUGAUCAAUAUCGCCGCCAACAAGAACACUGUUCCUGGAGACAAGUCUGCUCUUGUUCCUGGCGGACUGCGCGUGGGCACACCUGCCAUGACCACUCGUGAGUUCACCGAGUCGGACUUUGAGAAGGUCGCCGAGUACAUCGACAAGGCCGUCAAGAUCGCUCAGCGCGUGAAGAAGGAUGUCGCAUCCAAGAUCGAAAAGCCCAAGCUGGCUGAUUUCCGUGCCGCCGCUGAGCAGGACUCCGAGAUCCAGAACCUCAAGAAGGAGGUCGCCGCCUGGGCCGCCAACUUCCCUGUCCCUGGAGACCUUUAA